ACAGUGUGUGAGUUCCUGUUGGGUCCCCUCUUUGGUCACGAACACUUCAGAGAUACAGAACUUCACAGAGAAAAAUUCUGGUGCUGAUUGUGUUUCAAUUCUGUGUGAUAGCAACCUGCUGUCCUUGUACCCAUGUUCUAAAAUCAGGAUUUGUGCUCCCAUCCUCCUGCUGGACGGGCUCUGGGUGAAUGUUCUGGUUCUCUAAAGGAGCUGGAAAUCCCCUUUCACCAUAAAGCCUCAUGCAGUGUUGAAAGGGUUUGGGGUUCUGGGAAGAGCGUGAUCAGGCAGGAAAUGUGUCAAAAGCUCUGAAAAACUCCCUCAGCUGAUGGUGUCCAUACUCAGUUUAAAGCAGGGAAACAGGUGAGUUUAUUCCACAGCAGUUUCCCUGGACUUCCAGAAGUCUCUUCAUUUUUUCAUAGUUAGCAUUUCCCUGAAGGAAUUUUAAAACUCCAAAGUCCCAGCAGAGCACAGCCAUGAAUAAACUCGUGCUGUGUGUGCUGACACGUGAUUGAUGUCCCCGAAGUCCCAUUCCUCAGGGACCAAGAAACAGGGUUUUCUGACACUUCACCAAAAUGGUUCCUUUAGAGCCAAGAACCUUCCUUCAAGCCAACCUGAGCUGAAACUGCCUUACUUUUUUAGAUAAACGGUUCCAAGGAAUGCAGGUGUCUCUCAUGGUUUCCUGUUUUCUGUCAAUUUAAAUAAAAAAGUGAAGUUGCUCAACUUCCACAAUUGUGAAAACCCACAUCUGAUUGACAUUUGAGCCUUAAACUGGUGUGACAGAUUCUCCUCACAAAGCAAGUGGUUAAACUGGCGUGCUGACACUUGGGGAGUUUUCCAGCAGCGUUUCCAUGGUGGGAGCUUCUCUUCCUGUCAGUUAAUGCUCUGAGAGAAUGGGAAGCUCUUCCUCAAGAGCAGAUCCUCAAGAGGAAGUUACACCAGGACCCGUUUCCACUACUACCACUGUCCCCAGCACUGUCCCUGCCACUGUGCACACCCCUGCAGUUGAUUUCAAAGAUGCAGAAAUGAGAUGCUGGAUCAAUAACCAUGAAAUACUGUUCAUGUCACUGGCCUUCAUCUCUGGCAUCCUCCUGACUGUCCUGAUUUUUGCAAUCAUCACUCUCUUCAGGAAAAAUUAUAAAAGGUCCCACCAAAAUUUACAAGAGGAAUCUUUCUCCCAGAUGGCAGCUGAGGAAUCUCUUAGGUGCCAGAAUGAAGUCACCUACAGCACUCUGGUCUUCCAGCAGGGCCGGGCACCACUGCCUGUGUGAAGAAAUUCCAAAUGAAAUAAAAAUGUUCCCACUCUCUGGGCAUCACAAGCUACGAGGAUUUUAGAGCCAGGCCUGCCCUGGGAAUGCCCUCAUGCCCUCUGUAACACAGCUCUUUCUGCAGUAAUGACGGGAAAUUAUCUCCUGUUCCAAACUGGCUGCCAACGGCUGCAGAGGGAGAGAUUCUAUACAGGAUUUCCUCAUCUGUAGAAAUCUCCCUGCCCUUGUCAAGUUUCCGUUUGUGAGACCUACAGGAGAGAACUGAGAAAUAAAAAUGUU
Messenger RNA from Cyanistes caeruleus (blue tit), 1544 nucleotides. RefSeq names its product chromosome 24 C1orf162 homolog (gene C24H1orf162). The record is from RefSeq and is a predicted model, not a curated record. NCBI's taxonomy places the organism in Eukaryota, Metazoa, Chordata, Aves, Passeriformes, Paridae.